Neofelis nebulosa (Clouded leopard) is the source of this 2194-nucleotide messenger RNA. RefSeq names its product forkhead box protein D4-like 1. The record is from RefSeq and is a predicted model, not a curated record. The transcript has a single exon. Gene Ontology annotation, biological process: cell differentiation; regulation of transcription by RNA polymerase II; anatomical structure morphogenesis. The coding region runs from base 261 to 1613 and encodes 450 amino acids. Gene Ontology annotation, molecular function: RNA polymerase II cis-regulatory region sequence-specific DNA binding; DNA-binding transcription factor activity, RNA polymerase II-specific. Lineage: Eukaryota; Metazoa; Chordata; Mammalia; Carnivora; Felidae.
GAGGGGGUGGAAAGGGUGGGGGGCGGUCGACCACUCAAGGACUCGAAGAAGCUCCGAGAAAAGGCAAAGUGCAUCUUUGCUGGACGGUGUCGGCAACGAGGAGAAACCAACGGAAGAGAAGACCACCACCAAACGGGCAACCAGCCGCAAGCCCUCCUGCUUUUUGGAACACCCCGAACCCGCCCGCCUCCAGCCCGGACCCCCUCGAGGCAGGCGAGCGGCCGGCCACCACCCCUGCGUCUUGCACGACCUGCUCCCCCAUGAACUUGCCCAAACCCGAAAGCCUUCGCUCCACACCGCGGCGCAGCCUCCGGGGCUCCGACGGGGAGGACGGCGAGAUCGACAUCCUGGGAGAGGAGGAGGAUGAGGGCGAGGGGGAGGAGGACGAGGAAGGCGAGGCGGCGGAGAGCCAGCCUUUGCCAGGGCAGCUGCCCCCGCCGGGGACGCGGGAGGCGCGGCGCGGCGCGGGCGCGCUUGGCGGAGGGCUCCCCGAGGGCGGCGGCGCCCCGGCCGACGCCAAGUUGGGCCCCAAGUUCGGGGCGUCGAGCGGGUCCGCGGCGGCUUCCGCGGACGGCCCGCAGCCGGCGAAGCCCCCGUACUCCUACAUCGCGCUCAUCACCAUGGCCAUCCUGCAGAGCCCGCACAAGCGCCUCACGCUCAGCGGCAUCUGCGCCUUCAUCAGCGGCCGCUUCCCCUACUACCGCCGCAGGUUCCCCGCCUGGCAGAACAGCAUCCGCCACAACCUCUCGCUCAACGACUGCUUCGUCAAGAUCCCGCGCGAGCCGGGCCACCCGGGCAAGGGCAACUACUGGAGCCUGGACCCCGCGUCCCGGGACAUGUUCGACAACGGCAGCUUCCUCCGGCGCAGGAAGCGCUUCAAGCGCCACCGCCCGCCCCCGGGAGCCCACCCGCACCACCCCUUCCCCCUGCCCGCCGCGCCCGCCGCCCUGCACGGCCCCUACUCGGGCCUGCUGCUCGGGAGCCCGGCCCCGCCGCCCCCAGUGCCGGGGGCCUACGCCGCCGCCGCCUCCGGGAGCCGCCCGUGCGCGCUGCUGCACCCGCACCCCCUUCGCUACCUGCUGCUGUCGGCCCCGGCCUACGCCGAGACGCCCGGGAAGGCGCCAGGCGCGGACCCGGCCACCCCCGGCGCCCCCUCGGCCGUGCGGCCCUCCGCGGGCUCCCAGCCUUGGGAGGAGGGCAAGGGGUCGGCGGCGCGGCCGGGAGACGGAUGCGCCCCCUUCAGCAUCGAGAGCAUCAUGCGAGGGGUCCGAGGAGGAGGGGGGACGAGGGCCGCGCAGAGUCUGCCCCCGACCCCCUGGGGCUACUGCCACCUGCUGCAGCGCUCGUCGUGCCUGGUGCAUCACCGGGCGGCCACCCCUUUGCUGCACGUGUCGGCUGCCGCUGCGGCGUCCGCUGCCCGGACCGCGUUAGAGCAGCAGCAGCAGCGGCAGCAGCAGGAGGACUGUACCAGCGGCCGCGCUCCCAGCGAGGGCGCUCUGCUGGGCCAGCACCUGUCCGCGGCGCGCCUGGGGUGUCCGCCCGGAGCGGGAGGCUCCAGGCCGACAGCGGUGGCCAGCCUUUCCGGCAGGGAGAGCGUCUUGCCGGCCUUCUGAGCAGCAUCCGCACGCUGUCCUGGCGCUGACCCCGCCGGACACCCCUGGAGCCAAGCCGGGGGACGGCCCUUCGCGCCGCCCGCCCCCGCGCACGCCGCCCCGCGGGGCGGGGACCACGGGGGCGCGUCCGAACUCCGCGUCGCAACCACCGCGACCUGGACCACGGUGCGGAUCGCUGCCGACUCCGUACAGAGGAAAAGUUGGAUACCGUGCGGCCACCCGGGCGUAACCUUCCCAUGGCGUCCACUCUCGCCGUCACUUUUCCAGCCUCCAGUCGUGGCUUCCAGGGUUUUUCCCAUUACCCAUUUCCAGAGUAACUGAACGUGAGUGGGACACUUUGUUCUGGUAUUUAAAAAAAGAAAAAGAAGAAGAAAAAUAAAGAAAAUAAAUGCCCAAUGCACAACCUGUUUCCCCUCGUUGACUCCCUAGGAAUUGCAUAUAUUAUUCCCCAGUCAAGUGCAAAACACUUGUUCUUUCUGUCUUCCUGAAAUCGAUGUGUAAUAUAGACUUUUAAUUUUAAAGCAUUGACUUCUAAUGUGUGUGUCUGAUGUGGAAAGAUGCUAACUAAAUAAAAUGCUAAG